Molecule: messenger RNA, 5434 nt
Organism: Otolemur garnettii (small-eared galago)
Lineage: Eukaryota; Metazoa; Chordata; Mammalia; Primates; Galagidae
Gene: NCAPD3
Product: non-SMC condensin II complex subunit D3
Exons: 36
Coding region: 450-4934 (1494 amino acids)
Biological process (GO): meiotic chromosome condensation; mitotic chromosome condensation
Cellular component (GO): condensed chromosome, centromeric region; condensin complex
Molecular function (GO): histone binding
Source: RefSeq, a predicted model, not a curated record
AGCUGAUGAGUGACUGUGUCAGGCCUCGCCAGAGCUGGGCCCUGAAUCACGCCGCUCCCCGCCCACCCCUCAGCCCUGGCCCGGUUGACGGCGUUUGGGGAGGGAGAUCCCCGGGUUCGACUCACCGAUCUGCCCGAUGAACUCAAUCUUGAUGCCCUGGUGCUCCAGCCGCUUGUUGGGGUUCUUGAGCGCAAGGCUCACCUUCCCGGAGACCGUCUCUCCGUCGUAGAAGAGGAAAUAUUUCUCCUUCUUCCCGUCCUCCGUCUUGUGCUCGGCCCGCUUCCUACUCUCUGCAUCAUUCAGAAGGAUUUCCACCUCCACGCUCUGCCCGAAGCCGAAGAAGCUCAUCUCACCGCCGGGCCCGGCCGGUCUCGGAACGUCUCGGAGCGCGAGCGGGAGCGAGCUUUGAAAGUUGAGCUCCGCGGAGGCGAAUCAAUUCCCGGGAGAACAUGGUGGCGCUGCGGGACCUUGGGAGCGGCCUGCAGCCUUGGUGCCCGUUGGAUCUCAGCCCCGGAUGGGUGGACACAGUGUGGGAACUGGAUUUCACAGAGACGGAGCCUUUGGAUGCCAGCAUAGAGUCCGAGAUCAUAGAGACUGGACUGAGUGCAUUCACAAAACUCUAUGAAAGCCUUUACCCCUUUGCUAUGGAAGAACACAGCUCUACAGAAAGCAUCUGGACCUUCUUCACUGAGAACAGCAUUUCCCAUAGUACGCUGGUGGCAUUAUUCUAUCACUUUGUUCAGAUAGUUCAUAAGAAAAGCGUCGGCGUGCAGUAUCGCGAAUACAGCCUGCAUGCUGCUGGGCUUUACUUUCUGCUGCUGGAAGUACCAGGCAGUGUAGCCAACCAAGUUUUCCACCCAGUGAUGUUUGACAAAUGUGUUCAGACUCUGAAGAAGAGCUGGCCUCAGGAAUCUGCCUUGAAUCGGAAAAGAAAGAAAGAGCAGCCCACAAGCUCUCAGGCUAAUCCAACGAGGCACAGAAAAAGAGGAAAGCCACCCAGGAAAGAAUAUAUUGAUAUGGAUGAAAUUAUAGAAGAACAAGAAGAUGAAGAGAAUAUUUGUUUUUCUACCCGAGAUCUUUCUCAAAUUCGAAAUGCCAUGUUUCACCUUUUGAAGAAUUUUUUAAGGCUUCUGCCGAAGUUUUCCCUGAAAGAGAAGCCGCAAUGUGUACAGAAUUGUAUAGAGGUCUUUGUUGCAUUAACGAAUUUCGAGCCUGUUCCUCAUGAAUUUAAUAUUACACAAGUUAGAGAUCUUAACCAAGCAAAAUACAUCCCAGAAUUGGCCUAUUGUGGAUUAUAUUUGCUGUGUUCCCCAAUUCAUGGAGAAGGAGACAAGGUUAUCAGUUAUGUUUUCCAUCAUCUGCUCAAUGUACUGCUAAUGCUAGAGGCAGGCAAAGGAUCCCAUCGCACCCCUCUGACCAUCACUGCCCAAGUCGUCAAUCACAGAAACCAGGCAAUCCGGUUUAUCAGCUCGCUGGUGGAUGAACUGGGGGAGAGCAUAUUCCCUGUGCUCCGUAUCCUGCUGCAGCACAUCUGUGCCAAGGUGAUAGAUAAAUCAGAGUAUCGGACCUCUGCAGCCCAGGCCCUCGUCCAGCUGCUCAGUAAACUUUCUUGUGAGGAGUAUGCUACAUUCAUUGCCUGGCUUUACAAAUAUUCACGAAGUUCUAAGAUCCCACACCGAAUUUUUACUCUUGAUGUUGUCUUAGCUCUGUUAGAACUCCCUGAAAGAGAGGGGGAUAGCACUCUCUCCUUGGAGCUUCAGAAGUUUACAAAGCAUAAGUUCUUGGUGCAAGAGAUCAUGUUUGACCGUUGUUCAGACAAGGCUCCUACUGUCCGCAGCAAGGCAUUGACCAGCUUUGCACAUUGUCUGGAACUGACGGCAACCACUGCAUCGGAGAGUAUCCUGGAACUCCUGCUUAGCAGUUCUACAAUUUUAGGAAUAGAGAGUUACCCUGGUACCACACAGAGAAAUUCAUCAGCUUUUUCCUAUCAAAGGCAGACCCUUAUCCCUUCUGAACCCUCGAGUGAUAUCAACGUAAUCAGCGAUGGUGAAACAGUUGGAUCUGGAGGAAGAUGUGUCAUGGGGAUGCUGAGAAAGCGGGUUAGGGAUGAGAAGACCAACGUGAGGAGGUCUGCACUCCAGGUGUUAGUGAGUAUUCUGAAGUAUUGUGAAGUCUCGAACAUGACGGAAGACCUGGCUAUUCUGCGAGACCGGUGUCGAGACCCCGCAGUGUCUGUCCGGAAGCAGGCCCUGCAGUCUCUCACUGAACUACUAAUGGCCCAACCCGGAUGUGUCCAGAUACAGAAAGACUGGCUGAUGGGGAUCGUCCCGGUGGUAAUGGACUGUGAGAGCACCGUGCAGGAGAAGGCCCUGGAGUGCCUCGACCAGGUCCUGCUACAGAACAUCAAGCACCACAGUAAAUUUCACACCGGAGACAACAGCCAGGUGCUGGCGUGGGCCCUUCUUACUCUCCUCAGCACAGAGAGCCCGGGACUGAGCCGCUAUCUAAAUAAGGCUUUUCAUAUUUGGGCCAAGAAAGAUAAAUUCUCACCCACUUUUAUAAACAACGUGAUCUCACACACUGGCAUGGAACAUUCUGCACCAGCCUGGAUGCUGCUCUCCAAGAUAGCGUGCUCGUCCCCCAAGCUCAACUACACCAAAAUCAUCGAGGCCUGGGAGAAAAUCAGCAGUCAGCAGAAUCCCAAUUCAAACACCUUAGGACAUAUCCUAUGUGUUAUCGGGCAUAUAGCAAAGCAUCUUCCUAAGGGCACCCGGGACAAGGUGAUUGGUGUUAUCAGAUGUAAGCUGAUUGGAUUUCAGUGGUCUCUGGAGUUGAUCAGUUCAGCCGUUGACGCCCUGCAAAGGCUUUGUAGGACAUCUGCAGAGACAGCGGUGGAGGAGCAGGAGUUGCUGCACCAGGUGUGUGGGGACGUGCUCGCCACCUGUGAGCACUGCCUGUCCAACAUCGUCCUGAAGGAGGGUGGAGCGGGAAACCUGGACGAAGACCUGCUGGUGAAGUACAUUUUUACCUUAGGAGAUAUAGCCGAACUGUGUCCAGCCAGAGUAGAGAAGCGAGUCUUCCUUCUGAUCCAGUCCAUCCUGGCUUCUUCUGCUGAAGCGGACCACCUACCGCCAUCGCAGGGCACCAGUGACGACCCAGCCUCUCAGCCGCCCUUCCAGAUCCAGGGCUGUGUCAUGCCUUCUGUGAUUAGGGCACAUGCCAUCAUCACCUUAGGUAAGCUGUGCUUACAGCACGAGGAUCUGGCAAAGAAGAGCAUCCCCACGCUGGUGCGAGAGCUGGAGGUGUGCGAGGACGUGGCCGUCCGCAACAACGUCAUCGUCGUGAUGUGCGACCUCUGCAUCCGCUACACGGUCAUGGUGGACAAGUACAUUCCCAACAUCUCCCUGUGCCUGAAGGAUUCAGAUCCGUUCAUCCGAAAGCAGACGCUCAUCUUGCUGACCAAUCUCCUGCAGGAGGAGUUUGUGAAGUGGAAGGGCUCUCUGUUCUUCCGAUUCGUCAGCACAAUUACAGAUUCACACCCAGACAUCGCCAGUUUUGGGGAGUUCUGCCUGGCUCAUCUCUUACUGAAGAGGAAUCCUGUCAUGUUUUUCCAGCACUUCAUCGAGUGUAUUUUCCACUUCAACAACUAUGAGAAGCAUGAGAAGUAUAACAAGUUCCCCCAGUCAGAGAGAGAGAAGCAGCUGUUUUCACUGAAGGGAAAGUCAAACAGAGAGAGACGAAUGAGAAUCUACAAAUUUCUUCUAGAGCACUUCACUGACGAACAGCGAUUCAAUAUGACUUCCAAAAUCUGCCUUAGUAUUCUGGCGUGCUUUGCCGACGGCGUACUGCCCCUGGACCUGGACGCCAGUGAGUUACUCUCGGACACGUUUGACGUCCUCAGCUCAAAGGAGAUCAAGCUUUUGGCAAUGAGGUCCAAACCAGAUAAGGAGCUCCUCAUAGAAGAAGAUGACAUGGCCUUGGCAAACGCCGUCAUGCAGGAAGCCCAGAAGAAACUCAUCUCACAAGUUCAAAAGAGGAAUUUCAUAGAAAAUAUUAUUCCAAUUAUCAUCUCCCUGAAGACUGUGCUGGAGAAAAAUAAGAUCCCAGCCUUGCGGGAACUCAUGAACUAUCUCAGGGAGGUGAUGCAGGAUUACCGAGAUGAAGUCAAAGAUUUCUUUGCAGUUGACAAACAGCUGGCAUCAGAACUGGAGUACGACCUCAAGAAGUACAGCGAACAGCUAGCCCAGGAGCAAGAGCUGGCCAAGCAGGCAGAUGUGAGCAGGGCAGCGGAGGGCGCCGACGCGGCAGCGCCAGUGCAGGUUGCUCCAUGUUUAGAUCCUGCCGGCCAAGGAAAUCCUGCCAUGGCCCCUGCUGUGAGCCAGCCCUCACUGCCUGGGCCAAGCACCGGCCAGGCACCGCCUUUGACUCCUGCACCUGAAACCAGACCAUCGAACAAGUUGAUGCCCAAGGCCAGGACCAUGUCCCUGAGCACCAUCGCCAUCCUGAACUCCGUCAAGAAAGCCGUGGAGUCCAGUAGCAAGCGUCAUAGACGGAGCCUGAGCGUGCUGCCUUUCACUCUGAGUUCUGGAAGCCCAGAAAAAACAAGCAACCAGGCAUCUUCAUACAGCUUGGAGCGAGAGUCCAACAGGGCCAUUAACCACACAGCGAAACGGGCAAUCAGCACCCCCAACAAUACCAUCAGCGACGUCACGUUUGGAGCAGGAGUCAGUUACAUAGGGAGCCCACAGACCCCUUCAGUCAAAGAGAAAACUGAAGUCCAGAGUCAAGGAAAUGACAUUUUAUGUUUAUCGUUGCCUGAUAAGUCGCCUCCACAGCCUCCGCAGUGGAAUGUGAAGUCUCCAGCCAGGAAUAAAAAUACCCCAACCCCCAGCAGGAGAUCCCUCCGAAAGACCCCCCUGAAGACAGCCAACUGAAGCGGUACAUUCCAGCAGGUGUCUAGAGACUGCCAGGGCCCUGGAAGAAACACUUCUGUUUCCUACACUUGAAAAGGCAGAUGGGUCCCUUUCUGUGCCCCUGGAGUGCCGUGCUAUUGUAGAUACCAAAGCUCUUCCUCAGGAUCCCAGCACUCCAGUUGCUCUCCUUGUCUCCUUUUAUAUUGCUCUGUUACAUCUGUAGUUACAAAUCAUAAAAGAGAAAGGCCAGAUUUAGAUUUUCUUAUCCUAAACCUAACCUAUUUAAUAUUAUAACUUUAUGGGGCAGUGCCUAUGGCUCAAAGGAGUAGGGCACCGGCCCCAUUUGCCGGAGGUGGUGGGUUCAAACCCAGCCCCGGCCAAAAACUGCAAAAAAAAAAAAAUUUUAACUUUAUUCCCUUUGAAAGUGUCAUGUCAUUCAGAUAAGCUAUUAUCUGGUCUUUAUGGAAGACAACUUAAAAACUCCAGCCUUCUUUUCUAAGCCAAGUCUCUAUUAAGUAUUU